AUGGAACAAUCAAUAUCGAUUGCGGUAGCAAACAUCCACGAAUACUGUACUGUCAUCAUCAAGAUUGCUGUUGGAAUGAAGAAAUGGAGAAAUGAAUACGAUUUGGAACAGUUCAAAGGGGCCGCUUUUGAAGAGAGGAACUAUAGUCCAAGCUUCAUAAAUCCAACCAAAGGCACCAGUAAAUGCCAAAAUCCCUCCCCCGAGACCAACUACCAGCAGGCUUUCCCAACCGAACUCCAUGUGGUCCCGUACACCUUCAGAAGAAUUAUGCAGACGUAUCGUGUGCUGCAGUCGUGA
Messenger RNA from Fusarium venenatum, 297 nucleotides. Lineage: Eukaryota; Fungi; Ascomycota; Sordariomycetes; Hypocreales; Nectriaceae. The record is from RefSeq and is a predicted model, not a curated record.